AUGCGUUCCUUCGUCGCCUUGGCGGCUCUCGCCCUCUCGGGCAGCCUCGACCUUGCUGCCGCCGGUCCUUGCAGACCUAGCAACACUGUGUCUACUUCUGCCACUGGCUCUGCCACCGAGACCUCCUCUGGCGCCUCAUCGUCCUCGACUGAGACCACUGGCCCUCGCAUCAUCAAGAACCUCUGCCAGAACGGUGGCUUCCAUGACCUCAACGUGGACUCCAGCAACAUCCCCAACUUCGAAACUGAGGGUAACACUGAGGGCAGCACUACCGGAGGCUACAAGGGUGACGGAAGCAACGACAACAACUGCGUCAAGUUCACUGUCAGCUCGACUCCCACCAAGCACAAGCGAGCUGUCAGCGACAUUGCCAGCCUGAGCCAGGAGCUGUCCGACCUCAACACUGCGACUCCCUACACGGUUCGCUUCUUCUACUUCAUCCUCACUGCCCCCACCACCCAGAACAUCUGCACUCUCGAGGGUUACAUUGGCUCUGAGCAGUUCUUCACCACCUUCAUCUACAGCACUGGUGCCUCUGCCUUCUACAACACCGCCCUGGUCUCGACCAGCGUCCCCUCCUCCGUGGCUACUCUGUCCAUCCGCGCCAGCUGCUCGUCUGGUGGUCUGGCCUCCCUCUUCGUCGACUCCAUCUUCAUCUCCAACCAAGUCACUCCUCAGAACAUCAACGACUACAGACUUGACUUUGGUGAUGGUGACAUCCGUGAGCCUGUCUCUUCUCCCACCACUGUGGCCACCACUCAGGAGGCUACCACUCAGUCCGCUACUGAGUCUGCCACUGAGACUGGUACCGAGACUGCCACUGAGACUGCUACCGAGUCCGUGACUGAGUCCGCCACCGAGACUGCUACUGAGUCCGUGACUGAGUCUGCUACCGAGACUGCCACAGGCUCUGCCACCGAGUCCGCUACCGAGACUGAGACUGCUACUGAGUCUGGCUCUGCUACCGAGACCGCCUCUGAGACUGCUACCGAGUCCGCUACCGAGACUGAGUCUGGUACCGAGUCCGCCACUGCCACGGAGACUGCCUCGGAGACUGCCACUGAGUCCGCUACUGAGACCGCCACCGAGUCUGGCUCUGCUACCGAGUCGGCCUCUGCCACCGAGACCGCCACCGAGACUGCCACCGAGACUGCCACCGAGACUGCCACCGAGUCCGCUACUGAGUCCGCCACCGAGUCUGGCUCUGCUACUGAGUCUGCCUCCGCCACCGAGUCUGCCUCUGAGUCUGGUUCCACCACUGAGGGUGCCUCCACUACUGAGACUGCCUCUGCCUCUGGUUCUACCACCGAGUCGGCUUCUGCCUCCACCACGGAGUCCGCUACCGAGUCUGGUUCUACCACUGAGACCGCCUCUGCUACCGAGUCCGCCUCCACCACCGAGACUGCCUCCGAGACUGCCUCUACUACUGAGACUGCCUCUGAGUCCGCCUCUACUUCCACUGAGGCUGGUUCUACUACCGAGUCUGCCUCUACCACUGCCUCGGAGUCUGCUUCCUCCUCUACUGAGUCCGGUUCCACCACUGAGUCUGCUUCCACAACCGAGAGCGCCUCUACUACUCAGUCCGCUUCCGAGUCUGCCUCCACCUCCACUGAGUCGGCCUCUGAGACUGCCUCUACCACCGCCUCCGAGACCGCCUCCACCACUGCGUCGGAGUCUGCCUCUUCUUCCACUGAGUCUGCCUCCUCGACUGAGUCCGCCUCCACCACCGCCUCCACCACUGCUGCCCCUACUACCACUGACUUCACCACCACCACCUCUGCCGAGUCCACCACCACCACUGCUGAGUCUACCACCACCAGCGAUGCCCCUGCUUGCUUCACUGCCAACGCUGUUGACGCCGGUGGCUUCGAGGGUGACGAGGCCUUCACCUUCUGGACCUUCAAGGCCAAGUCUGGUGUUGUCGCCAACUCCAAGAACCGACCCAGCCACUCUGGUGACAGCUCUGCCUUCGUCCGCUGGCCCCAAGGCAACAAGAAGGCCAGCAUCACCCAGACCGUCACCGGCCUCGUCCCCGGCGCCAACUACAACCUCGGCUACUGGUACCACGUCGCCAAGGGCGACCACCUCCCCUUCUACGAGUGCGACAUCCUCGUCCGCUUCGACGGAGUCAACUUUGACGACUUUGACCCCUUCUACGACGGCAACGCCUGGAACGAGUACGUCCAGCGCUCCAACACCGUCGUCCCCACCAGCGACACGGCCGUCCUUUCGUUCGAGCUCUCCUGCAAGAGCAACCCCGACGCCUUCUACAUCCAGCUGGAUGAUGUCCAUCUCAACCGCAUCUGCCCCAACGGUGGUGAUGACGAGGAGGAGGAGGAGUAG
Messenger RNA from Fusarium keratoplasticum, 2343 nucleotides. RefSeq lists its product as uncharacterized. Bases 1 to 2343 code for a protein of 780 amino acids. The record is from RefSeq and is a predicted model, not a curated record. NCBI's taxonomy places the organism in Eukaryota, Fungi, Ascomycota, Sordariomycetes, Hypocreales, Nectriaceae. The transcript has 2 exons.